Endocarpon pusillum Z07020 is the source of this 2733-nucleotide messenger RNA. RefSeq lists its product as uncharacterized. The transcript has a single exon. Lineage: Eukaryota; Fungi; Ascomycota; Eurotiomycetes; Verrucariales; Verrucariaceae. Bases 1 to 2733 code for a protein of 910 amino acids. The record is from RefSeq and is a predicted model, not a curated record.
AUGGGGAGCCGUAUUGUCUUCGCCCGACGUGAAGAUAUUCAUCCAUGUCGUCAACCUCGUAAUGCUCCAGCUGGGCUCCGUGCACAGUCUGAUGAAGGUUUUGCUCGUUUUCUCAAGCAGCACGCAUCGCCAACCCAUCAACGGGUCACUGCAGGUGGCCGCAUUGUUCCUAUGGAGUCCAGCUCUGCACCACCCCAGUUCAACCUGUUCAGUGACAACAAAGCACGUGAUAAAGACAACAUGAGCCAUUGUGAGACGACAGAUGAUUCAAAGAUCGGUAAUGAAUGCCCAAUUUCUGCCAUGAGUGGCACUGCAACCACCUAUGUCACCACCAACACCGGUAUUCCUUCUGCCGGCCUCGGAGAGAACCCACCAGCGGCCAGCUCCACUAAGCAGAAGAUCGGUAACGCUUCCCAGCCUAUUCACGUGAACACCAAUGGUGACCUCAAGCGUGAAGAUUUGAUGCCAAGACAAUCCGAUCUUACUCACCUAGCCCCAGCCAGCUUGAUAGGUAUGCCUCUAGCUGUCACAAACGACACAGCAUCCUUCAACCCGACUUCUCAAGCGCUCACCAACGAUUCUUGGGAAUCUCUUGCACUUCCUUCGUCUGCUAUGAUCUUCAAUCCUUACACCAAUAUGCUUGUUCACAGUGGCGAGCAACACCCCACGAUGGUGUCUGACUUCAUGCCAACUUCCACCAUGUCAACUGCUCCUUUCCCUUCAGUGUCUGUUGCCGAUCAGACAAGUCAGCCGAUCAACCACGGUUAUCAGCCUCCAUUCUUCAGUCAGCAAGGUCUUCAGCCGGGCCUGUCUGCCAGCUACAACCCAGUCAUGCCACUCAGCUCCACCAGCAACAAUCCAUUUCCCUAUGCUGUUUCUGCUCCAUUCCAUAGUGGAAUGGCAAACAUUGCACCAGCACGUGGUACUUUAGCAGCGGAGAUCGGUACUCACGCCCAGGCAGACUAUCAGGCUCAUAUGCCCGCCAUGGAGAGGUGGUUCAGCAACAUGACCAUGGCUCAGCCAAUGUCUGGCACCACCAGCAACACCGCAAGCCAGGUCACCGACCAAAUCGUCGCUGCUGCAAAGGCCGAAUUUGAUCAGCUUUCUGCUAGACUGAACCACAUUGACCAGCAAACCGCUCUCCAUUACUCAACCUUCAAUUCUCAGAUCAAAGGAAUCUAUCGUAAACAGCGCAUCAGAACGGUUGAAGAACGUGAGGCGGCGAGAAUCAAGUGGAAGCAGCUGUGUGAUCAACUUGAGCAAGAGAGAUCGGUUGCGCAAUACCUUCCCAGUCCAGCCGAUCACCAGCCAACAUCUUCCAUGAACCAGAUGACGUCAGCUUCCACUCGCCAGAAUGGUAACACAAACUUCAACGUUCGUGCCAGUGCUUGGGUUCCAAAGGAGAAUCAAGCCAAAGGUGUCCACACUCAGACUCAGCGUCCAUCAGCACUUCCAAAUGUGAGCCAGCCUGCUCUCACCAACAACGGGGCCACUGGCAGAUUCCAGGCUGGCUUCGGAAACCAGUCCUUCGCAACGAGAAUCAAUCAACCCCAACCACAUUCUCUUUCAAACGAGCAUAAUAUGCAGUUGGUCGUUUCCAACCCCUCGAAUGCUAUGCCGGGGCCUUCUUCCAAUCAGCUGACUAAUUCGAUUGCUGGUGAGAUGUACAACCGGAAGUGCAACAACUGGGGACAUGGCAGAGGAAGCACAGUUGAUGAAGUUGCUGAAAAUGAGCACGAAAGCUUAACGCAGCUUCGAGCCCAGACAAUUUAUCCAUGGUGUGAAGGCAUUAAGGCAGCUCCUCGGCCUGUUGCAGCGAACACAGCCGUAAGCGCAUCUCCUGAACGUUCGCACCCAAUUGCCGCUUGGAGUUCAAAUCUCGAGCCUUCUCCGCCUGGUACUGUGGAAAAGCAAAGCCAGCAGGACUUGAAGCUGGCGAAGACACAUCCUGACCUACGAAGCGAAGUCUCGUUUAGAACCUUUGACAGCACCCUUCCCACAAAAGCCAAUGCUGGCAAGACAGUCUCAUUUGCCGAUAACGACUUGGCCAAUUCUGCAUCUCGAAGUGGAUAUGGUCGCAAUGGUGAUGCAUCCAGCGCCCUGAGCUCAGACGUCACCGAAAGCGGACGACAACCCAUGAUGUCGGGAGAAGCCGCAGGCCCAUCGCCAAGAGACUGGGAAGCGAUUCUCGAAGCUAGCGCCAAGGAGCAAGGUGUCAAGACUGAAAUCGUUGUGGCUGAUGGGCGAUCUAUCACCAUUGAAGGAACAGGCGGGCGUGAUGGACCAGCCAAUGGCACCAACUUAGUGGAGCAAGGCGAUGGCGGCCGUCAAUACCAGUCUGUCAUGUCUGAGCAGGACCGAUAUGGCAUGGGCACGCAGUUGAUGGGUAUGGGGAGAGGUGUUCGUGGAGUGGAGGGUACUACGACCAAGCCAGGCAGCUUUGGGCUCAACCCUUGGGCUCCCCGUAACGAGAACAACUUUUUCCGCCACAAAGGACCAUCCUCCGUUGCUGUCCAGAGUGUCACCGCUAACGGCACAAUGCCCGGGUUCGACGAGGGAAUGGAUCGUUAUGGUCAGACAGCCUUGCAGCCACGUCCCAAGAAUGCACUCCAAGCCAACGACAGCCCUUCGAGAUUUGGCUCUCCUCCGCCGCGAUCUUUGAAGAGCAUCUGGGAGCCUACCGAGGCAGAGCAGCAGGUUGCUGAGAUGAGAAAGUCCAUGUACAAAUUCUGA